Lentinula edodes (shiitake mushroom) is the source of this 1313-nucleotide messenger RNA. RefSeq lists its product as uncharacterized. The coding region runs from base 44 to 979 and encodes 311 amino acids. The record is from RefSeq and is a predicted model, not a curated record. The transcript is spliced from 8 exons. NCBI's taxonomy places the organism in Eukaryota, Fungi, Basidiomycota, Agaricomycetes, Agaricales, Omphalotaceae.
CCUAUCCGUCAUUGACUAUCACCACCCUUAGCAUCGAGACACCAUGGCUAGUAAUGCUUCAAUUCCUCCUUAUGACAAUAUGUUCUUGAUUGGUAUAUGGAUCCAGACUGCACUAGCAGGAAAAUCCUCAGCUGGAUUUCUGCUGGCGACUUCCAUUCUUUUGUUUUCAUUGUCAACAGCAUAUGUGUCUGUCUGUCUCCGCCAACUUCUUGAAGCAUUCAUUUGGGGCCCUCCUGGUGGUGCUAGUAUAUAUUUUGCCACCAUUCAGAAUUCUCUCUCAAUCACAAAACUGGCCUUAUAUGAAGUCAAUGUUUUUGGACAAGAUGCAAUUCUGAUCUGGCGCAUGUGGGUUGUGUAUGGCAACAGAUGGAUAGUUGUUGUCCUUCCUAUUGUAAUGGAACUUGCCCAUAUAGCAUCUGGAAUAUUCACUAUCCGUCGUGGUGCUCUUCCUCACAUUUCAGUCUUUGAUCUCUUUGUGCACCGCGGGGCCAUUGCUAAUUGGACCCUGGACCUUGCUGUGAACAUUGGUGUGACCCUAUGCAUUGCAUAUCGAUUGUGGAGUGCGGGCCGUGCACUUGAGAACCUAGGAAUGAAGAUGAACAAGCACCCAUACAUGGGUGUUAUAUUCACCAUUGUGGAAUCUGGUGGAAUCUUUGCCACUGCAACAUUGAUCACAGUCAGCUUGUAUUUAUCUGGCAAUGUGGCUUCUGUUGCAGCUAUUGAUUCAGUUGUUCAACUGGCAACCAUUACUCCACUUUUGAUUGUUGUACGGGUUGGCUUUGGUUUGCAACAUGGAGUUUCACCCAACACACUUAUAACAUUUGAGACAAACACUUCACAUUCACACACAAUCUCACAUCCACCAAAUCAAUUAUUGCGGUUUAAUAUCUCUGAAACCAGUAAUACAGCUGAUGAUACAUAUGCCCUUGCCCAAUUCAAUAUUGAGACUACAGAAAGUUCAAGGGGAAAUGAUUUCUAGGUACUUAUCUUCAUCAAUUUUAGUCUCAAGUUUUGGCAUUGAUGUGUGGUUAGGAGAAUUAGGAGGAUGUUUUAAUGCUGCCAUAGCCCUACAUUGAACUUUCUCAAGUGCAGUAGCUGUGUUAAAUCAUUUUAUUUUGAUUAUUUCUCUAUGUCCUCCCCCCCUUAGUACUUUGGUCUUUCCCAAGAGAUUGAGGCCACUAGUAGUAGUGGAAUGCACUACCGCUACAGCUUCUGAAUAGAGGCAAGGGGAAGGCAAUGAUUUUUCGAAGUCAUACUACAGAUAUAAAUAAUAUGCUAAUACAAGAGCAAAUUAUUUGAUUACAUUAUUCCAG